AAUGAGCGUUGUCAAUAGAUAAAACGUUGUUGAUGUAUCUAAAUAUCGAGUUCACUUCUCUUAUAGAUGCCUUUGAAUAACUUAUGCCUCAUAAGAAUAUAAAAACAAGUUAGCUAAUAAUGGAGCACAAUUUGUGCCUAUCAAAAUUCCAACAUACGGUUGGGGGACCUGAUCAUCAAAUAGUACGUAAAUAUCGUCAACGAGGAACUGCAACAUAUUUUUCAAAUCAACUUCAGAGUACUCAUGCGUAGAAUUAAAGUGGUGUUUAACAAAGCAUUUUUUUUUUUUUGGAUGACAGUACAUUCUAUGAAAACUUGUAUUUCCGUGUUCCAUUUUUUUUUUUUUUUUUUUUUUUUUAGAAAACACAACUGUAAAGCCUGGUAUUUAUUGUGAGGAAUGGUCGUGUAAACUGUAAAGCUGGUAUUUAUUGUGAGGAAUGGUCGUGUAAAUUGGGGGUGAGGAAUGGUCGUGUAAAUUGGGGGUGAGGAAGGGUCGUGUAAAUUGGGGGUGAGGAAUGGUCGUGUAAAUUGGGGGUGAGGAAUGGUCGUGUAAAUUGGGGGGUGGGGGUCGUAUUUUUGAUGCUAUUGAUUUGGGAAAAGUUUUGUAAUUUCAAAUUUACUAAAAGUUCUUUGGAAUUAUUUUUAGAAUCCACAUUUGAUUUGCAUCACUUCCUGCAUGUUGUGACACAUUCCGGUUUUUUUUCUCCUUCAAAGCAGUUGAUAUAUUUGAUAUAUGUAUUUUCGUUGGGGUAACGAGAAUAUUUACUGGGCCCUGUAAUGUAUAUUUGUAAGGAUUUAUAUGUAAUUUUAGAAUCCAGUAGAAGAUUUACUGGGCCCUGUAAUGUAUAUUUGUAAGGAUUUAUAUGUAGUUUUAGAAUCCAGUAGAAGAUUUACUGGGCCCUGUAAUGUAUAUUUGUAAGGAUUUAUGUGUAGUUUUAGACUCCAAUAGAACAUUUACUGGGCCCUGUAAUGUAUAUUCAUAAGGGUUUAUAUGUAGUUUUAGAAUCCAGUAUAGGUAUGGGAUAUAUAGGUUGUCAACUAACCAGGGCUUUGAGAAUUAACUUAUCAUGGGGUGGGAUUAUAUACCUAUAUGUCAAUUCAGAAAGAAAAAAGCCUUUGCCACUCUCAGGUUGUCCAGUUCAAGCGAACAAACCAUUCUUCAAAACACGAAUCAAUUAAUUAAUUUUGAAGUUUCUAAAUAAAAAGAAUUAUUAUUUAGUUAGGACAAAAUAUCGACAUUAGGACAGUUAGUGGUAUACGGUGAUAACGAAUGCGCUAAUUAGAUCCAUAUUAAGUCAAUUAUCACUCUGCUUAUUGAUAAAGAAAAAUGACAAGUACAUGAGAAUUGUUUUUUCCCCCACGGAAGUGUUUUUACACAUCAAUAUUUAAAGCUCCCACCGUGAAAGAACACGCCUCCCUCGCCUCCCUAUCCUAUUAGAUUUAGAAGUAUUUUUUAAAAAAUAAUUCUUAAUUGAUUAUUAAUGUUGAAGACCUUUCAUCACCCCAUCGACUUCCUAUCAAAGACCUUUCGAGUUUCUUCACCUAGCGGUAUAUUUUAGAUUGACACCUAGGUAUUGGAAAUUGAUUUCUAUGUGUUUCGCACCUGGCGUCCCUCACAUCAGAUUAUUUUUUUGAUGGUGACAAAUAUCUGUGACAAUGGAUGUUGGUAUUCCUCCUACUUGUUCUCCCCUUUUCUUGAUGGUCAUUGGGAUAUUUGUGCCGACGAAAGGAUUUGACUGUCAAAGUUAUCUGGUAGAAAAUGUGACAGACGAUCAACUCACUGCGUCAAGCAAUUAUGGUCCCCGUUAUACUGCAAUCGAAGCAAGGCUCUCUAACACACGUGGCUGGAGUCCAAAUACAGGCCAGUCUGAUCCGUGGAUACAGGUGGACUUCGAAAGGGUAGUUAGACUUAAAGGGGUAGUGACCAAAGGACUGGGGGAAACGUCACUGCUGGAGUGGGUGAAAAAAUAUCAGGUGAAGUACAGCGACACGGCCUCGACAUGGACAACGGUCAUUCACGGCGCCUCUAACGAAUUUACCGCCAAUAGCGACCCUUCUACCCCGGUCACAAAUGUAUUUCCGGUAGAGGUCAGUGCUCGAUAUUUAAGACUGUAUCCCACGGACUGUAACCAGUAUUGCAGUUUACGUUUCGAUGCUAUUGGAUGUGAAGUAACGCCUACCACUACAUUUCCGCCAGAAACGACUUCAACCACGAAUGUGCAGAUAACUUCCUCUACGCAUGCGCCUAUGACAACCACAACUCCAAGUACACUUCACCCAGAAACAACUUCAACAACGAAUGAGCAGAUAACAAAUUCCUCUACGCAUGCGCUUAUGACGACCACAACUUCCAAUACACUUCCACCAGAAACAACUUCAACAACGAAUGAGCAGAUAACAAAUUCCUCUACGCAUGCGCCUAUGACGACCACAACUUCCAAUACACUUCCACCAGAAACAACUUCAACAACGAAUGAGCAGAUAACUUCCUCUACGCAUGCGCCUAUAACGACUACAACUUCAACAUCUUCAUCAAGUACACGGCUCCAUACAUCUUCACAUGCAUCCACAACACAUGUGGUGACAUCAACACAGCAACAAACCACGUCUACAAUAUCUUCAUCGUCAGGUCAAGCCAUGGGAGCUUUAUGCCCGUGUCCAUGCCCCCAAGCAAAGAAUUUCACCAUGACACAAGCAGAACUAGAAGUUUGGCUAUUAAAUAUAAGUCGAAAUUUGGUGAUCCCUAAAGAAACGAUAUCCAGCUUUAUAAGGACCAAAAUUUCCGUGCAGGAUAGCAGACCGGAAAUGGUUUGCGUCGGGUCAUUAGGGAUAAUUCUUUUGUGUUUCAUCGUCAGUUGUAUCGUUCUGCCGGACCUUUGCACAUUUCUCCGAUUUCUGUAUAACUUGCUGGUAUCCAAGACAAAUAUGAAUUGUUUCAGAAGUAUUUAUAAAACGUAAUACAAUGUGGCAUCAGACCGUCAUCUACGACCGUCUGUUUCUUUAUCUUUGUCGGAGAUGGAGGGGGGGGGGGGUACCUAUUAUAUCAGAUAACUUACUUUUCCCUCUUUUCUUUGGAUUGUACCAAAAACUCUCUGAUGCCAAACCAAACUAAUUAAAAUUGCACAUUUUGAUAUUGUAUAGCAAACUACUUGUGGGCGGAUCAAAUAAUCUGAAUUUAAUUGGAUUGGUGGUCCAACUGACCAAAAUUUAGAAAGUAACUAAACAUGCAAUGUUUCCUUUACGGGCAUUGAACGCUAAUGAUAGUGAAUUCAUUAAUUAAACUGUUAAUUGAUAUAUCAAUGCAUGAUAUCUACCCUUUAAUUAUAUGGAAUAUAAAUAAUAUGUACCUUGCUGGGUGCUAAUUGUUUGGGUGUCAAAUGAGUGGAUUUGUCGUUCAAAGUUUAGCGUGAAAGUAAUAAUUUCGAAAAUCGCGAAACGCGGGUGAUUCGGAAAAUUCUAAAUGACAGUAUUUUUUAAUCUUAUUUUGAAAUUAACUAACCGCAUUGGUAUCAUCACAUUUUGAAACAGUGUGUAAGCUAAAUUAAAUAAAGUAAUUUGUAUUCCUGACACUUUGUACUGGCGCAUAAAUGUCUUCCCAUUAGAGUUCUCCGCCCUUUAUUCAGACUUGCCUAUACAUCACGACGCUGUUAACAAAAAUAUUUUUUCGCGUCUUCUUUGGGGUGUAAUUAAUUUCAAAGUUUGAAUUCAUUUGACUUGUAUAGAGUAGUAAUCAUUUUAUAUAACACAAUGUUAUUAAAUACAAG
Ostrea edulis (European flat oyster) is the source of this 3763-nucleotide messenger RNA. Its product is annotated as mucin-5AC-like. The record is from RefSeq and is a predicted model, not a curated record. Lineage: Eukaryota; Metazoa; Mollusca; Bivalvia; Ostreida; Ostreidae. Bases 1656 to 2957 code for a protein of 433 amino acids. The transcript is spliced from 5 exons.